AUGCAAAUUGACGAGGACCCCAGUUGGCAACACCUCAUCAUCGACCACUUAGUGAAUGGAAACCUGCCAACAGACAAGUCCGAAGCUAGGAAUGUCCAGCAGAAGGCCGCGAGAUACUACAUGCAAGGCGACAAGCUCAUCUGCAGAUCAUACUCCGACCCUCAUCUCACCUGCAUAAAGUACCCUCAAACACUUGGGGUCCUCUGCAAAAUUCACGACGGCGAGUGUGGCACCCACUCUGGGGGCAGAUCACUCGCCCAGAAAGCUCUAAACAUAGGUUACUUCUAG
Molecule: messenger RNA, 288 nt
Organism: Prunus armeniaca (apricot)
Lineage: Eukaryota; Viridiplantae; Streptophyta; Magnoliopsida; Rosales; Rosaceae
Source: the annotation of a GenBank genome assembly